This is a messenger RNA of Amoebophrya sp. A120, 8861 nucleotides long. The record is from the annotation of a GenBank genome assembly. NCBI's taxonomy places the organism in Eukaryota, Dinophyceae, Syndiniales, Amoebophryaceae.
AUGGCGCGAAAGCCCAGGAAAAAGACCAUGAGAGUGGCAACAGCGCUGCUUUUGGCGGGUGCGACGUCCACACGGCGGGCCGCCGCGGAGGAGAAAGCGGGCUUCACCUGCGAGGGGACACAGAAGGAAACAAAAGUCUGCAAGCAGCCCGACUGCAUGGGCUCGCCAUGUAUCUAUCUUUUUCCCGAUGUUGUAGACUGAUGACAGCAGAAGUUCCGGUGUAUUUGUUCGGCGUGCUUUCAUAAUGCAUAAGCAUAUGUGCUUGUUAAAGUUAAUAUCUUCAUGUGUCACUCAAUCUAUCAUAUCUUGACAAAACCAACGCGCAAAGAUCGUGAAUGAAAUUCCGAAUCGAAGAAACUCGUAAAAACCCCACGACAUCAGGCAAGGACUGCGUCUGGAGUGACUGGAGCCAGUGGGCGCCACCGACGUGUCUCGGGCUCUGUGAGCGGCACCGGGAAAUAGUAUGCAUCGCAAAUAUGUCUGGGUCUGGAAACUUGUUAUGCAAGUCUGUGAACAAUAAUUGCUCUGUCUCUGUAAUGCGCCGCCAAGCAUGACAAGUUUUUUCGUGCUUCUGUGCUGCGUAUUCCGCAUGAGAAACUACGCUUUUGCAUGACAGGCAAGAGGACCUCUUGGUGGCCACGCAAUACAGAGUGCAGAGUCAUGCCGGACUAGCAUGACAAAUAUCGCAGUCUUCCAGACCCAGGCAUAUUUGCAUUUGAUAAAUAGCGGAGCACAACAAUUUUUGCGGCGACCCCUGCCACGGCCCCAUGACAGAAACAAAAUUUUGCCAGCCGGACUGCGAUCCCCCGCCCGUGGACUGCGAGGUAUCGGAGUGGUCGGAUUGGUCUCUCUGCACGGAGCUCUGCGGCGGGGGGCAAACCUACCGGGAGCGGAAAGUGAAACAGUUCCCCAAGCACGGCGGCAAAAUUUGCAGCACGGACCUGACGCAGACCAAGCCCUGCAACCAGAAGAGCUGCAACACCCCGCAGGACUGCGUGCUAGGCGACUGGGGCGCGUGGGACACCUGCAGCGCGAGUUGCGAGGGGGGCGUGCGGAAGAGGAAACGACACAUCGUAUUGUAAGGAAAAAUCCCCCCUCCCCAUAUCGAAAAAGUAUGAUUCCGAAAAUUUGUGUUGCUGAUUUGAGACCACAAAUCACGUCUGUCUUGCAAGAAGACAAGUGCAGAAGCUUCCGCUCCAUUAUGGAAGCGAUUUGGCAUGCUGUUGCGCCUAGGGGGCAGCCGUUUGUAAUGCUAAGCAACUAGACCCAAACACCCCUACCUAGGCCGAGGAUCUGGCUGCGCUGCCUCACUGCAAGACAAAUCAGAUUUGUGUACGCAGAUCCGGCAUCAGAAACUUCGUUUUGAUAUGGGGAGGGGGGAUUUUUCCUUUUGAUACAUCGAGGCCGUGGCGAUGUUCGGCGGGGUGCCGUGCCAGGGCGAGCUCGAACAGGUGGAGGAGUGCAUAUGGGGCUCUCAAACGUUACAUUCUCAACUGUUACAUGAUUUGUCAUGCAAAAACGCUAUCACUUUUCACAAUUUCAAACCUUCUCCGCAUGACAAGUUCUCGACACGCUAGAUAGCAUUGUAAUCUGCUCCAAACCUGUAAUGCAAAAGGAGCAAGCUUUUCCCUUUCACUUUUGCCAUUCUUGCAUUACAAAUUUCAUGUAACAGUUGAGAAUGUAACAGUUGAGAGCUCCAUAGUGCAACGAGCAAGCGUGCAUCUCAGCAGUAGACUGCUCGUGGGGCGAGUGGGGCUACUGGAGCGACUGCUCAGCAUGUAAGUAGUAUUCAUGUGUUUCUUUUCCGGUUUUUCGGCUCAAGUACACAGUUUGAAGAUCAUUCUGUCAUACUUGGGACUGUGUCGUGCUGCAUGAUCAUACUAGCUUACAACUACACCUCCUCGUUUUCUACUCUACAGCGUGUGACGGUGGCGAGCAGACCCGCAUGCGAUUGAUAGACAUCGCGCCCAAGAACGGCGGGAAGCUUUGCUCCGUCGAUAUCGUAAGGAAAAAUCCCCCCUCCCCAUAUCGAAAACGUACCCGUCUGAAAAUUUGCGAUGCGCAUUUGCGACCUCAAAUCCUGUCUGUCUUGCAAGAAGGCAAGUCCAGAAAGCGUUCCGCAUUUUGCAGGCAGUUUGUGAUGCUGUUUGGCUUAGAGCAUACACGUUUGCAAUGCUAGGCGCCUACGUCAAAACCUCUCGACUGAGGCUUGGCAUAUGCCUGCACUCCUCUACUGCAAGACAAAUCUGAGUUGUGUAUGGAAAUCCAGCAUCAGAAACUUCGUUUCGAUAGGGGGAGGGGGGAUUUUUCCUCACAAUAGUCGAGGAUAUGGUGGAGGUGCAACCCUGCAACCGACUCCCUUGCAAGGGACCCUUAGGGACUUAGGGACCUGAGGUCCAGAAAGCAGCCUAAAACGAACUCUAAAACGCAUGGUAUGCUCGCAAAAUGGCCGACCAUUUUACCCCCCCCCCCAUUUGGGCCCCCCCAGAGUGCUUCGGCGGCUUCGGGGCUUCGGGGUCCCUUGCCGUCACUUGCCAACAAGUGUGGGCUCUUGAUGGUCGAAUAUAGUUCGUUAGCCGAUAGCGGAUGCCACGGACAAGUGGCAUCUAGGGGGCCAAAAAUUUCCGCAUGCGUGUCCUCCACGCGGGCGGCCCCUGGGGCGCUGCUGUCGUUAUCCAUCAGGGAAAGUUGAAGCGGGCACUUCGAUUUUCCUUCGAUGAGGUAAAGUUGAAAUGGCCAACUCAAAUUUCCUUCGAUGAGGGAAAGUUGAACUUCAAUUUUCCUUCGAUGAUGGAAAGUUGAAGUGCCCAUUUCAAAUUUCCUUCGAUCAUGGAAAGUUGAAGCGGCCACUUCGAAUUUCCUUCGAUGAGGGAAAGUUGCAGCGGCCAUUUCAAAUUUCCUUCGAUGGGGGAAGGUUGAAGCGGUCGCGUCGAUUUUCCUUCGAUGAGGGAAAUGCGAAGUGGCCACUUCAAAUUUCCUUCGAAGAGGGACAUUUGAAGUGGCCAUCUUAAAUUUCCUUGCUUCGAUGAGGGAAAGUUGAAAUGGCAAUUGCGAACUUCCUUUGAUGAGGGAGCGUUGAAGUUAGUGGGCACUUCGAUUUUCCUUCGAUGGGGGAAAGUUGAAGGGCCCAUUUCAAAUUUCCUUCGAUCAUGGAAAGUUGAAGCGGCCACUUCGAAUUUCCUUCGAUGUGCGGGCGCGCGGUGCUCGUUUGCCUUCGAAUCGAUGCAACGCCAUUGGCUGCGUAUGGAGUGAGUGCGCGCGCGAAUUUUUUUUUGGUUCUAUGGCUCUCAUUCACUACAAUCAUAUAUAGUAAGUGUAUAAAAGUAGAGAACAGUGCGCAGAAAUCGAGCAUACCAUGUGGAUUGGAUAGCAUUAGCAGCUACGAGAAUAGGGCAAGGUCCGUAAGUCCCUGAAGUCCCUAACGCUAGGUCCCUAAGCUCCCAAAUUUUUAGCCUUCUAUAUAGGAUAUGGUGGAGGUGCAACCCUGCAACCGACUCCCUUGCGGGACCGUAGUGGACUUAUUGUGAGGAAAAAUCCCCCCUCCCCAUAUUGAAAAGGUAUGUUUCCAAAAAUUUGUGUUGCGGAUUUGAGGUCACAAAUCACAUCUGUCUUGCAAGAAGACAAGGGCAGAAGCUUCGCCCCAUUAUGGAAGCGAUUUGUCAUGCUGUUGGGCCUAAAGGGGAGCCGUUUGCCAUGCUGAACAACUAGACCCAUACGCCCCUACCUAGCCUGGGGAUCUGGCCGCCAUGCCUCCCUGCAAUACAGAGCUGAUUUGUGGCCACAAAUCAGCAUCACAAAUUUCCGUUUUGGUAUGGGGAGGGGGGAUUUUUCAUUUUGAUAGGACUGCGCCUUCAGUUCCUGGACUUAUUGGUCCGAUUGCAACGCACCCUGCAACGGGCUGCGAAAUCGAACCAGGGAGGUCACCGCGUACCCGGAGUUCGGCGGCAAUGCCUGCGACGGACCGCUCAAGGAAGUCGAAUCGUAUAGUACUUUUGAUUGUCUCAACAUACUCGUCCUAUGCCACUGAAAAAAGGAGCAAUCGUGAUUUAUCGAUGUAGCAGAAGAAGUGGGCGCAUGUUAGCUUUGCUAAUGCGUAGAGCAGAAUUUGACUCUGCGCCAGAACUACAUACACCCAGGUGCAACACCGAGAAAUCGCUUUGUAUCGAUGAACCGCCGGAGCCGGUGGACUGUGUGUUCGACUCCUGGAGCUAUUGGAGCAAGUGCAGCAAAACCUGCGGCACCGGCGUGCAGCACCAAACACGGGACAUCAGCACGCCCGCGAAACACCUUGGCAAGCCCUGCCAGGGCGAAACCCUGCGCGUGCUAUCAAAUGUAAACAUGUCUGGGUCUGGAAGGAUGUAACCUGUGAUGCGCAUUUCAGAACACACAAAAAUCUUUCAUGCAUAGGUAGCAAAAGCUGCUCACUUUCUGUCACCAAAAUGGGGGAUUUGUCAUGCGGGUUCGGCAUUGCGUAAGCUUCUCGAAACCUGUGAUGCUAGCGCUUCCAUGCCAGACCUUCUGUGUCAUGCCGAAACAGCAUGACUCUUCCAGACCCAGACAUUUUUGCAUUUGAUACGUGCGCCCCUGCAACGAAGACCCCUGCAUCGAGCCGCCGCACGAGAGGCAAAACUGUGCCUACGAAGAGUGGGGCUACUGUAUGACAAUGAAAAACGCCUCCACCCCCGAACUUGGGAGCAUUUGUAUUGCAAACUUUUCCAAAUGAAACAUUCGCCCUCUUGCAUCUAUCAGCAUCACAGAUUUCCGAUCGUAAAUAGCAAAAAUUUGUAUUGCAAAAGACCCCAGCAAAAGCGGCGCUUGUCAUGCAAGCGAUGCGACACACGCCUUGACUCUGCAUCAGAAACGUGGCUCAUACUCCUUUCAUGCAUGACAAAAAGUUUUCGUUUGGAAACUUUGCAUCACAAAUUUUUCCAACUUUGGGGGUGGGGGCAUUUUUCCUCGCGAUAUACUGGUCGGAGUGCACCGUCAGUUGCGGCGGGGGACAGAAGCAGAGAAAACGAGGCAUUUCCCAGUACCCGAACAAAUACGGGACGCCCUGCGCGCGCGAGUCUACGCUCGAGAUCGCGGAGUGCAACACCAAGGAGUGCUACUGCCAAAAUUGCGUCUGGGGUACUACAGUUAGACAAGCUGGUUGAGAAUGUUGAUAAACCACUUCUUUUCUAGAACAAAAAAUUUUUGGGUACGUCAACGAAUUCUGAUGCGGAGCCAGAAAGGUCGUGGAACCACCAAGGAACCACAACCUCCAGAGGUAAGUACUAACUUGCUUUUGGUUCGGCAUGCAAAGUAGUAGACUACACUUCUGAACAACAAAGCACAUGAAUUACAUCCUCUAUCGCAUUAUAUCUCGCAGGCGACUGGUCGGAGUUCGGGGCCUGCACGUGCGAGGGUCUGCAGGAGCGCCACCGCAAGGUCGCGAUUCAACGAGACCCCUGUGGCGAUCCCUGUGUGGGCGCCAAGGUGGAGACGCAAACUUGCAAACCCGACUGCAUAAAAGAGCCGGUCGACUGCAAAAUCGGAGAAUGGGGCUAUUGGAGCUUCUGCUCCAAAGACUGCGGCGGGGGGCAGAAGGUGCGGACCCGGGAAAUAGAAGUGCCGGAGAAAAACGAAGGAAAGCCAUGCGGUAGAGAAGAUGUGGUUUCGUUUGUUUGGCUCUAGUAUCGUUCCAACUGUUUGAUGGUAUCUGAUGUCUCUCGAAUGACAACCGUGUGAUGCAUUUAGAUUUAGAUCGAAAAUCUUAAUAACCAAACGCGCAUCUUCACCCCCAUAAUAGGCGAGCAAGACGUGAAGCAAAUCGCGCCUUGCAACGAGGCACCGUGCAAGGAGAAACAGGAUUGCGUUCUGAGCUACUGGACGGACUGGACUUCGUGUUCGCAGACGUGUGGUGGCGGCCAACAGUACCGAACACGAGAGGUGGAAACCCCGGCGAGCGCGGGCGGCACGCCCUGCGAGGGUAAUUUGAAGGAAGUGGUCGCUUGCAACACCGACCCCUGCGUAGAACCGGUUGACUGCAAAUGGGGCGAAUGGACAGAGUACUACGUUCGUCUUGUUGAUAAAAAAGACGAAGGCCUGAUAGUUGUAUAGUAUCUACUUGCUUACUGCAAUAUUUUUGCACGACUUGCCGCGCAACAGAAAGCACAGUCAGAUUAUACAAGCAUUGCAAGGUAGUUCUAGUUAACAAAGACCGAGCAACCCCUCUACAACUUCCAGGUAUGGUGCCUGCUCCGCGUCCUGCGGUGGCGGGGAAAAGGUCCGGGAUCGCGAAAUCGUUGUGGCCCCGCGGUUCGGCGGGAAGCUCUGCGAGCCGCACGUCAAAGAGGAGGUGGCGCCCUGCAACCAGCAGAGUUGCGACACGCACUGCAUUGACGGGGCCUGGGAUGAGUGGGCGGCCUGGUCUGCCUGCACGGCCACCUGCGGCACCGGAUUUCAGUGGCGCCACCGCGAGAUCCUGCAGCGGCCCAACGGCUGCGGCAAGCCGCUCGAGGGGCUAAGGGAGGAGGUCCGAAAGUGCGACGACCUAUACCCCUGCGAGGUCGAGGUGGAGGACUGUGUAUUUGACGAGUGGGGCAGCUGGGGCGACUGCAGCUGCACCUGCAACGGGAUCCGGGAUAGAAGCAGAAGAAUAUACCAAGUCUCCAAGAACGGAGGUACUAAAUAAAUAUGUAAGUAAGUGAUUGUUAAUAUCGUAGUUGUGGAUGAAGUUGAAGAUAAUCAUCACGGCAGUAGAAGACCGGCAGCAGCUCUCAUUGCGUCAUGUUUUUUUCGCACGAAACGCCGUGAGACGCAAGAGCAAUUUAUAGAACACCAACAAAACGCCAGGUAAGCCCUGCAAGGGAUCACUGAAGGAGAUCGAGCCCUGCAACGUAAAGUCCUGCACGGUUUUAUCCUGAGGAAAAACGUCCCCACCCCAUAGUCACGAUGGGAAAUCUGCUAGAGAAAUCAACGAGCUUUGGCUGUUGCGCAUGACAAGUUUGGCCUCUUAGUGUGGUCCUGUUUGGCUAGUGCAGCAGCCUCACAGAUUUAGCACACGGCGCGGAUUUGAGCGCCACAAAUGGCAAAGCGCCAAGAGUACUAGAAACUGCAUCGCAUGGGUCUACUCCGCAUGAGAAACAUUCUCAGCAUGCAGAUUUGCAUUGAUAAGUAUACAGCUCUGGGGUGGGGACGUUUUUACAAAUGAUUGGUUUUCGACCCGGUCGACUGCGUGCUUUCCGAAUGGUCCUACUGGAGUAGCUGCUCGGCCACCUGCGCCGGCGGCGCCCGGGAGCGCACCCGGAAGAUUGAGGUGGCCCCGAAAAACAACGGGAAGCCUUGUGAGCGCUCAUUGCACGAGGUAGAGGCUUGCAACUCGCAGCGGUGCGACACUGCGGUAGACUGCAAGUGGAGCGAUUGGUCUGCGUGGUCCGAGUGCACAGCAGGUAUGAUUUGUUGAUUGUGAUAAAGCCACCUGAAGUUCAUGAAGUUCACAGAAGGUUAAAGAUGAAUUUUUCGAACGUAAGUACUUUUUUAUCGAGAAGAAACAGAAGAAAAUAUACGACUCAAACGCAGAAUGCGGCGGCGGGCAGAAGACGCGAUUUCGACGGGUAAAAAAUCUGCCAAAAGACGGCGGUACCGAGUGCCGCAUGAUGGAUGCCCAAGAGGAGGCCCCGUGUAACACGCACGUGUGUGGCGAGGUGAACUACUGCACCUGGUCGGACUGGACGGAGUUUAGCGAGUGCAGUGUCACCUGCGGCCUCGGGUCCAUGGAGAGGUCACGAACCUUGUCGCACAGUACAGAAAAACCCUCGGUGGUAACCAACGUGAUAGCAACAGGUAUUAGAUUACUUAUACUUUCAUUUUACACUGGCGGGUGGCAAAGGAAGAAACCGAGGAGGUCUCUACGGAGGUUCGGUUGCGCAGGGUUACUUUUGUACGCAUGAUUGAAGAACUAGAACUAAAGUCGGAGCUCUUGCUGUGUGAUGGGUGCUGGGAAAUAAACAUGCUCACUGUUAUGAAACCAAUUUGUAAGGUAUUCUCGAUGCCGUCUUCCGACACAACGCCGGCUUAGCCCGGUUCAACGCGGAGCACAUAGCACUUACCUUCAUAGGGGGCUUUGUCAGCGCUCUAGUGGCACUGUUUUUGCUGACACGAAGGUCAUGGAGCAGGGGAACAAAUACUGGACAAGAGGGCCGCGGCUUCAGUUCCAUUGUCGAGGGCGAUAUCGAGCUGCAAGACCAUGAGCUGGUUGAGUAGCGGACUGCAUGCUUUUCCAAAAAAGUUCCAUAAGUAGAUUAUGCUUUAAUAAAGUUUUUAAGAAGCACAAGGACCACCACAUCUACAUAGCUCUGUUCCUCUACAGAAAUCCAACUGUUACGUAGAUAGAUUCACGAUGUCAGAAGUCCAUUUUGUGGACCCAUUUUCCUUCUGGACGCACGGAACAGCGGCCUUGAGACGUGGAAAGAUGGUCGUCAACAUGGAACGCGGAAUACUAAAAACCAGUGUGAUUUACCACGACGAGUAAAAAUUCAGUAAAUUCGAGAACACAGCUAGUAUUCUGAAUCCGCCAAGAGCGUUCCGCCCGCGGUUGCGAAGACGGGCAAAAUGUAAAAACCGCCCCCCGCAGUGCAUACAAGGGGAAUUCUUGCAGGCCAAGAAUGCUCGAGAAACUAACUCUCAUGUCGGUCGUGCUCGUGUACAGAAUAACAUUAAAGAUCCUACCAGGGAAGUAAAACGGAGAUCACACCAGCCGUGAAGAGGUACCAGGACCGGAUCCGACUCCUUGAGAAGGUGCAGCACUGGUAGCGCGAGACGAUGUUGAAGAAUCAAUUGGGUCACAAGAUGAAGUAGUAAUUAAAAUGAAUCGAGUUCAU